CCCUACCAAACAGUGGAGGCCACGACAAUGCCUCUGAUCGAUCUGCUGUUUCUGGAGAAGAACAUUGAUAUUCGAUACGGAAGUGCCAUGACGUACAGCAAGCAGUCGUACAAGUGCGAGGAGAUUAUUACAAAGCUGAAAGACGAUCCACUGGCACUUGUAACCAGGUUGAAACCCAACGAGAGAAUGAAGCUUGUCAAAUACUUUGGCCAGCUGGACCUCAACACGGCUAUAGAAGAGGGAGAUGACGAGAUCGGCAUGGAGAGCUUCUUGUUCAAGUACAGGGCAAAUAAAGUCACAUACAGGGACCUGGCCAACAGAUUGAGACGAGCCGGCGAGCACCCAAACGACGUCAUCCGCGACAUCUUGGACAUGGCCGACAUUGUGGCGUCCUCGGGUCGCGCGUUGCCCAGAUACAGCUUGGAUUCUGGUGUCGCCAGGAGACUCUACAUCCGGUCCAGGGCAGAAGAAAAGAUGGCAUAA
This is a messenger RNA of Candidula unifasciata, 483 nucleotides long. The record is from the annotation of a GenBank genome assembly. NCBI's taxonomy places the organism in Eukaryota, Metazoa, Mollusca, Gastropoda, Stylommatophora, Geomitridae.